AUGGUUAGACCAGCGUUCAACAAGUCCGAUGCCUCAUGUCCAUAUAACUUCUUUAUCACUGGGGACACAAAGAACCCUGCACGCAAUCGACUAUCUUCAUCUAUCAAACCAGACCUCAACCACCAACAUGCAGUCGAUGGUUCACAUGGGAAGAGAAUCCGUCGUUCAUUUGGACUUGCUCCUUUCGCUAGCGACCAUGACCCCUCUGGGGGCCGUUUGGAGCUCGAGCAUGGACAUCCCUCCUGCAUUCCUGAUGACAUAAACCAUGGCUACCAUCCUUUCCGUGCCAACCUUCUUCAGGACCUCACCAGUGACUACGAUGCAGAACAAUCUGAAAUGAAUUUUGCGCGGAGCCUACCAUCAAGAUCCCCCCAAGGUGUAAGUUUGCAGGGGAAAAGGGCACGAGAUAUUUUCAACUUGACGCGAGAUUCAAUGUGGAUCCAGGGUGAGCGGAACUUAAGGAACUUAGACCUAGAUGGGAGCUUAGAGACGGUGGCAGGGUGGAAUGUUUCUGGUGACACGUCAAGCGCUUGUAGCUAAAUCCGUUAGUCCGUUAUAACUCCGUUAGUUCAGACCUGACGGACCGAGACACCCAGUCCGGACCCAAUCUGACUCAGAGUCCCCGUGACCACGAGUCUGACUUGGUCUUG
Cantharellus anzutake is the source of this 650-nucleotide messenger RNA. RefSeq lists its product as uncharacterized. The transcript has 4 exons. Lineage: Eukaryota; Fungi; Basidiomycota; Agaricomycetes; Cantharellales; Hydnaceae. The record is from RefSeq and is a predicted model, not a curated record. Bases 1 to 540 code for a protein of 179 amino acids.